This is a messenger RNA of Pseudoliparis swirei, 1866 nucleotides long. RefSeq names its product abhydrolase domain containing 6, acylglycerol lipase a (gene abhd6a). The record is from RefSeq and is a predicted model, not a curated record. The transcript has 9 exons. Bases 386 to 1393 code for a protein of 335 amino acids. Lineage: Eukaryota; Metazoa; Chordata; Actinopteri; Perciformes; Liparidae.
CUCAACCAACAACCCACAUGUUGAAUGGAGCCUGAGGGGUUUAUAUUGCUGUCAAACCUCCCGGCAAUAUCUGAACCACUUCCCGAAGCAGUCACGUGGUACAGCCGGGCAGCGAGGCUUCGGACGUCAUCAUUUUUGGCUCCUCCCCUAAAUGAAGCAAGCCUCGAUACGCGCUUCGAGGAAACGCCCCCUCCAUGACUCGACACACGCUUCGAAGCGUCGGCACAUCUCGUAACAACACUACUAUAAAUGCAGAUGAAAGGCUGUUGCGUAAUUUGGGUGAAAGCGGAGGAGGAAGAGGAGGAAGAGACGGCGGCGGCGGCGGCGACUGAAUAGAGGACAGCUCGCGGUGACACAACGAAGAGGAGUCUGACAGGCGUGUGCAAUGAUGGAGCUGAUACUGCUAUCGGGAGGUAUUCUGCUUCUCCCGGUCUUCGCCUUCGUCGCCUCCUUCCUGUUCUGGCCUGGAGUCCUUCUCAAGGCCUACAACUGGUUCUGGCGUUGCAGGCUGGGCCUGGCGGUCCGCUACUCUCACAGCGGGAGCUACCGCUUCUGUUACUGCAGCCGCGGGCCACCAGGGGGCGCCGCGCCGUCGCUGCUGCUGCUGCACGGCUUCUCCGCCACCAAAGACAUGUGGCUGCCUCUCGUCAAGUUCCUGCCCAGAGGUCAGCACGUGGUGUGCGUGGACAUGCCGGGACACGAGGGCACGACUCGCACCGGCGCCGAGGACUACAGCAUCCAGGGUCAGGUCACCCGAAUACACCAGUUUGUGCAGAGCGUCGGUCUGGACAAACGACCCUUCCACCUGGCGGGGACAUCGAUGGGUGGGAACGUCGCCGGCGUGUACGCCGCCCGUUACCCGGCUCAACUGUCCGGCGUCACCUUGAUCUGUCCGGCAGGUCUGGUGUAUCCGACGGAAACCAAGUUCAUCCGUGGUCUGAGGGAGCUGGAGAAGACUCCGGAGGCGGAGUCGAUCCCUCUGAUCCCCUCCACUCCUCAGGAGCUGGAGGACAUGUUGAAGCUCUGCUGCCACAACCCCCUCAACCUCCCCCGGCAGGUUCUGCGGGGUCUCCUUGACAACCGGAUCCCCAAUAAUGAUUUCUACAAAGAAGUGUUCAUGGAGCUCGUCGGCGAGAAGUCUCGUCACUCGCUGCAGGAAAAUUUGCAUCUGAUCAGGACCCCCGUGCUGGUGGUCUGGGGGACCGAGGACCAGGUGGUGGACGUCUCGGGCGCGGCGGUGCUGGAGGCGGCGCUGCCAAACUGCCAGGUGGCACUAUUGGACAACUGUGGUCACUCUGUGGUGUUGGAGCGGCCCCGGAAAGCCGCCAAGCUCCUCAUGGACUUCCUGUCUGCGCAGGAAGUCGACUGCGAAAACACGAAGAAACUUUCCUGAAGAAAAGCGUCUGGAUGUUGAAGGUCGAGGAGAAUGGCGGUUAUGGUGACGUGGAUAUCUGGUGGUGAUUGUUUAAAGUUUUCUAUAAGGAUUUGUAUGUGAAAAUGGAUGUAGAAGAGUGGGACAGUCAGAUAUUCCUGAUGUUUUUUGGACACAAAGCACCAAGAAGGAGUUAUUAAUAUCUGUUUUAAUAGGUAAUGUUGAAUAAAAACAUUGCAUGUUUGCAUUUUGCACAUUUUCUCGAUCAGAAAAAACUAUAUUUAAAUAUCUUGUGCCGUGUGAACAACAGUUGUUUGUUUGUGUGUGAGGCGACUGCACAAUCAACCUCAUAGAAACACAUUCAGAAUGAAUGGAACAAUGUACUGUGGGUGAUUAAUGUUUGUACGUGUGCAGACAUUACUGAAUCAUCUAAUGUAUGUGUUUCUGGACUACAGAAAUAAAUCUUCUGCAGAAUUAAAGUCAUUGUUUGCUGA